GCUAUACUGACGGCUUCCGGUGAGUGUCACUUGUCAACCAACAAGUAAAUAUGGCUAUGCUAUGUCGUGGUCUUCACAUACCUUCCCCAAUUCAGGCUUUAACAGAAACUACGCCCCUGCCUUGGUUAUUUUCAUUCCGAAGCAAGUUCACCAAAGCACGGAUCCCACAAGAGAUUCUGGAUGAGCGGUCUCAAGAGCAUGAGAAGUAUGGUGGAAACCAGGAGCAGCCACAUAAACUGCACGUGGUGACGCGGGUCAAGAGCACCAUGCGCCGGCCCUACUGGGAGAAGAAGCUAGUGGAGGGACUCUGCUUGCAGAAGGCGUAUGUACCUGUAAUUCACAAGAACAUCCCUUCAGUCAACAACCAGCUGAAAUUCAUCAAGCAUCUUGUGAGGAUCCAGCCACUGAAGCUUCCCCAUGGUCUCCCUGCUGAGGAAGACAUGGCCGACAACUACCUGAACAGCAAAGGAGAGCUGAUCGUACGACGACGCCUCAAACCUGUAGAGUGCAAAGCCAUCGAGUCAUAGCCAGCACUAUACCCAAGCCAUUUUGUCAGUGGUUCUGUUUGAAUACUGAAAAUGCAUUGUCCCUUCCUCAAAGUAAACACUGACAUGACUGGAUUGGCUGUGUAGUGGAUCCCAUGCUUUCACCUAUCCAAUCUGUAUAGAACACAAAUGAAUGGUUUUACAGUCUAGCCUACCAGAAAUCAGCUGUGAUUCAAAUUACUAUAUUGGUGAAAUCCCUGUACCUGUGUUCAUUCUAGACCUGGACUGAGAAACACUUCUAUAGCUCACCCCUUUGUAUUAUAUUUCAAAUAAAAACAUAACAUGUA
Oncorhynchus nerka (sockeye salmon) is the source of this 832-nucleotide messenger RNA. It is a transcript of the gene mrpl30, whose product is annotated as mitochondrial ribosomal protein L30. The transcript is spliced from 6 exons. NCBI's taxonomy places the organism in Eukaryota, Metazoa, Chordata, Actinopteri, Salmoniformes, Salmonidae. The coding region runs from base 51 to 527 and encodes 158 amino acids. Gene Ontology annotation, cellular component: mitochondrion; large ribosomal subunit. Gene Ontology annotation, biological process: translation. Gene Ontology annotation, molecular function: structural constituent of ribosome. The record is from RefSeq and is a predicted model, not a curated record.